Molecule: messenger RNA, 3856 nt
Organism: Cercospora beticola
Lineage: Eukaryota; Fungi; Ascomycota; Dothideomycetes; Mycosphaerellales; Mycosphaerellaceae
Biological process (GO): regulation of transcription by RNA polymerase II
Molecular function (GO): RNA polymerase II cis-regulatory region sequence-specific DNA binding
Source: RefSeq, a predicted model, not a curated record
CGAAACGCCAUGGUCUACAAUGGCGGAGGCCAGCUUUUUGUAGGUUUCGACAGAAGUAAGGAUCGCGCCCUUUAACACUCAUUCGAUUCCACUUCCGCCCUGUGCACGCCUUGUGCAAGAUUCACAUUGAGGGCGCCCAGCCAGAUCCCGGCCCGGUGUGAAGUUGAGCUGAGAGCAGGAUGACCACCAUAGCCGAAGAGGAUGAGGGACAACUGGCGCCCGUCGACUUCAGGCAACUGUUAUCAGACGUGACAUUUGGAGGGACCAGCGAUGCUCUGACUGCCACAGGCCCGUUGGCAGCGGACCAAUGCCCACUUCAUCCGGACGUGGACGAAUGUCUGUGUCGAGGCUUUGUAGGCAACUGGGCACAAGCGGAAGAGACUGGAGAGCAGUCCGCUACACUAAACACUGUCGACGAGCCAGAUUACUCACAAUUCCAAAACUGGAUACCGCGAUUUGUCUGGCCAGACAAGCCGUGUGACUACUGCAGAUCGAAACGGCUGAAUUGCUAUAUUCAGCGCGGUGAGGCACACUGCACCCCAUGCGCUACAUUGUUCCGAGAAUGCAGUCUCUCGAAAUCGCAGACGCUGGAAGCCACAAAUUACGCCUCCAAGGACCUGGGCAAUUUCCUCGAUACUCUACAUGUCGUGCACGAAGAUAAUGCUCGUGAAUUUGGAACAUACACAGGCAUCAAACCACUCAGGUCCAAGGGCACAGCAGGAGCUAGUUCUACGGCGCCUGCCAAAGACGACGCACCUGGCAGCUCCAAGCGCAAUGGCAUUAGGUUCCCACGUCAGGCCGUGAAGGUACUGCGAGACUGGCUGGACGCGCACGCAGAUAAUCCAUACCCGAGCGAAGAAGAAAAGGCACACCUCGAAAGACAGACUGAACUGAAGCCCAGCCAAAUCGCGAAUUGGCUAGCCAAUGCUCGCAGGCGGCGUAAGGUCACGGAGAAAUCCAAGCCGAAGCUAUGCAUGUCUCCAAGCCUACGGCCAACUUCGAGUGCAAUUCCUAUUCCUGGUGCUGCAGAAAAGCCGUGGGAUGAGCUCAAUCCUUUCGAAAGAUGGCAGCAUUCGCCACCAGAAAAUGAACCUGCCGAUCUUGACGAUAUUGCCAACGCACUUGCACGAACCGAGCCCCCGGCUGACGAUGUUUCUACAUCUCCAUCAACACUUGCUCGCUCAAGGCGCCAGAAGGGAUCAAGCGUAGGAUCUGGUUGGUCGAAGUCGAGGGCACCUUCCACGACCUCGCAGGAAACAGGGCAGACAUCUUCACUGUCGGCUUCGAGCGCGCGAUACUCCAACGGCUCAUCACAUUCGACGCACGGAUCCUUUAGCUCUUUCAGCUCCAGUCUUGCAGGCAAGAAAGACCGGCGACGACGCCGAAGACCAGUGGUACAAGCUUCCAGCCGGAAGGUGGUAGACGACAAAAGGCGCAUUUUCCAGUGCACGUUCUGCACUGACACUUUUAAAUCGAAGUACGACUGGACACGACACGAGAAAUCCCUACAUCUCUCGCUCGAGAAAUGGAUUUGCGCACCGCUCGGACCCGUCCUCACGGAUCAGGAAUCUGGAAACAAGAAAUGCGUGUACUGCGAACUACACAACCCGUCGAAAGACCACCUAGAAUCUCACAAUCUUAGACAAUGCGAGGACAAAGGUCUCGAUGCGCGUACUUUCUACCGAAAAGACCACCUGCGACAGCACCUGCGGUUAAUGCAUGGUUGUGAGAUGAGCCCAGCGAUGGAAAGCUGGAAGUCAAUUGCAGUGAACAUCAACAGUCGCUGCGGCUUUUGCGCUCAACGUUUCACCGUUUGGCAGGAGCGUGUCGAUCAUCUGACGGCACAUUUUAAAGCUGGGGCACGAAUGUCCGAAUGGAAAGGUUGCAGAGGUCUCGACCCAGCAGUGGCGGCCCAAGUCACGAAUGCCAUGCCGCCGUAUUUGAUCGGCAUUGAGUCGGUCAGCCCAAACCCAUUCUCUGCUACAAAUCGAGCGAGUUGGAGAGAGCUGCCAGGUGGCAACGCCGAGGCAGCGUCAGAGUUUACAAUGCUUGGAGCACUCGGAGAAGACUCUGGCAGGCACUCUGAUGUUACCGACGCACACUGUGAUGGCUAUGGCGCGACGAAAGCUACCUGCUGGGAAAUUCUCACUGUAAGACUUGGCAAGUAUGCGAAACAGAUGGCAGAUCAGGGUGUGCAAAUGACCGACGAAAUGCUCCAAAAGCAAGCGCGAGUGGUACUCUAUGACAGCGACGAUACAUGGAACCAGACGGCUGCAGAUAAUCCAGAGUGGCUGGACUUGUUCAAGAAGGCGCAUGGCCUCAACUUCAUCCCCAAUGCAAUCGGUGGACAGGGUUCUCAGGUGCCAGAGGACCUGGAAACCUACGGCGACUUGGGUCUCCGAAUUCCAUUUGCGGUUCAAUUGCAAGCCUACAAUCAGGCACAGACUGGACAGCAGAUGAACGAUGCUGCGAGCAGACCCGGGCCCUACCAGGUUGCUCUUGCGCAGCAACAGGCAAUCACGACCGAAAUUCAGUCCAUCUUGCUGAAGGAAGGGGUGCUCCAUGCUGGCGGCCAGAAAUGCGACCACACGCAGUGCGUUAGCAAUGUCAUCGACAUCGGGCCCAUCUCGGCGAGCGACUUGACUGCUUCAUCGACAAGGACUUGGUGCAACAAUGACCUGCCUGCAGAUGUGCAGCAGCGAAUCAGCCAACUACAGAAAGCACCAGGCGACGAGUUGAGCAGACGAAGCAGCCAUAUUGCUCGAGGGCUCAGUAGUCUCUUCGCUCUGGACAGUCGCAUGGACGAUCAAGCUGCUGCGUCGGCACGGUUCGCUGCUUUGGAGAAAUUGUCUUCUCGGCAUGCUCAUCAGUCUUGCGAGGAUACAGGCUCAAGACCGAAUGCGCUGGGGUUGAACGCAUUUGCAAAGAAUGACUGCGCAAAAGCCGUCAGUGGUGGAAGAAUUACGCAAGGAUCCGCUCACGAGCUGGGUUCGGAGGCAAUUUCUCGCAAUGAAUGCGCUGCUGCUCGAGCACAAGGGUUGCAAUCCCUGACUAGAGAAGAAUCAACCGUUCACCAUUGCACUUGGAAAGACAGCGACCUUGCUAUCAUGGCAGCCCGCGCGAGGAGUCAUGGGCUGGAGGCACUCGCGACCAUGGAGGCUCCACAGUGUGACACACCUUCGGCAGCCAGAAAGCCUUACCUCCAGCGACAUCGCUACGAAUUGCCCAAGGACAAAGCCAACAUGUUCGCAACUACCACUGGGGCAUGGGAGGACAGCGGCAUGAUGCCCCAAGCUGUUGACACGUCGCUGCCGGACAUCAAUGAGAACACCACCACCGGUGCCAUGAUGGAGUUCUUGGGUGGUAAUGUUGGUGCAUCUCUGUCGUUUGCCAAUGAUGCUCUUACAUCGCAGAUACCUUCCCAGAAUCUUACCCCUGAGGAAGAAGUGGAUUUGGCAAUGCUCAACAAUGGCGACAUCACACCAGAAGAAAUGGACGAGAUCCUGAACACGACUGCUGCUCAAGGUAUGGACGACAUCGCGGACGUGGACAUGUCGUGGUUGACUCCGGAUGUCGUGGACACCACGAACAACGCAACUCCGGUGUCUCAGGAUAUGAUAAUGGACGAUUUCAAUUUUGACGACAUGAUCUUCGAUAUGCCGAUAGAUGAGGGCUUUGAUGGGCCUCUUUAAUGCGUCGCAGAAAAUUAAUAGGCGUUGGGCGGGAGAAAGCAUGUGGCAUUGUACGCACAUAUUAUGAAUUGCGUUCGAGCGUACUUUCGGGCAUAGAUCUAGUCGUGUUAGCGAAUUGAUAGAUGAGACUUAAAAGAUUACUCUAUACGCUGUAUCGAGCCAUC